Bursaphelenchus xylophilus (pine wood nematode) is the source of this 219-nucleotide messenger RNA. The record is from the annotation of a GenBank genome assembly. Lineage: Eukaryota; Metazoa; Nematoda; Chromadorea; Rhabditida; Aphelenchoididae.
AUGAAUACUGCAUGUCUACUGUUAAUUUUGGCGGCAAUUAUCGCCGUUACGACGGCUUCUCCGUACUAUUAUGGGGGCUACAGUGGCAGUUACUAUCCCUACAACAGCUACAGUGGUGGUUACUACCCGUACACCUACAGCAAUGGCUAUGGAUAUCACUCGCAUUACGACGAUUAUCACCACCAUCAUCAUCACUACGACAGUCAUGAACAUUGGUAA